Entamoeba invadens IP1 is the source of this 810-nucleotide messenger RNA. Its product is annotated as capsular polysaccharide phosphotransferase lcbA, putative. The record is from RefSeq and is a predicted model, not a curated record. The transcript has a single exon. Gene Ontology annotation, molecular function: transferase activity, transferring phosphorus-containing groups. Bases 1 to 810 code for a protein of 269 amino acids. NCBI's taxonomy places the organism in Eukaryota, Evosea, Mastigamoebida, Endamoebidae.
AUGAAUGAAAAUGAUAAAGACGGAGAAGAAGGAAAUAACGACGAUGAAAAGGAAGAAAACGAAAACAAAAACAAAAAAGGACCAAAUGGAGAGAGGCGAUCAAACACAAGGAAGAGAUGUUCAGAAAUUUUGUCUCCGAAAGAACAGGAGACUUUUGCAAAUAAAGAGCUCUACCGAUAUUUUAGAAAACUCAAAAAGUCGACAAAACAACAAAAUCCAUUGAAAGAAAAAGAUCUAGACAAUUUACCAACUGAAUGUGAUGAAAGAAUAGAUGCGUUGUGGUUGUGGGUGAAUGGAACAGAUCCGACAUGGAUUUCCAAAUACAAAAAGCUUAUUAAUUCCAAUCACGACCCAAACAAAUUCCGAGACUACAACACCCUGUUUUACUCUUUAAGGAGUGUCAAAAUGUUUGCGCCAUAUAUCAAAAAUUACUUUCUUGUGACAGACAACCAAAUACCAAAUUUCCUUGAGCGCCCUUUGAACGAGACUGCUUAUAUACUAAAAGACGGAGAAUACACUUUGGAAGUCGUUUCUCAUCAAGAAAUAAUACAAAAAGAAGUUUUGCCAGUGUUCAGUAGUGAUAACUUGGAAUUGCAUUUACAUAACGUGAAGAACCUCGGGGAGUGUUUUGUGUAUUUCAAUGACGAUUUUAUAUUGAACCGACCAACUCCUUUAAAUUACUUUUUCGAGGACAAAAAAGCCAAAUUGUAUAUCACUGGAAAGACGGGAAGUGUCAAGUUGGUGAAGACAAGAAUGUGGGACAACUCUACUUUUCACAAACACUUUGAUCAAUCGGAAGUUCAUGUAUAA